Molecule: messenger RNA, 916 nt
Organism: Eruca vesicaria subsp. sativa (arugula)
Lineage: Eukaryota; Viridiplantae; Streptophyta; Magnoliopsida; Brassicales; Brassicaceae
Source: the annotation of a GenBank genome assembly
GUUUGUAAACACAAGAAUCUUCCAAGAAAGUGACGAAACAGGCAAUGGAGGUAACAACCGACGAGGUAUUGCAGGAGGUAAACGCCACGGCGACGGAAAAUCUCGGCCGAAACGAGCCGGUGGAGGAGAGGAAGAUUGAAAGGGAAAAUGGCGGAGAGAGGAAGAGAGAGAGCGAGACGCCUCCAGAGGAUGAUUGUUGCCCGAUCUGUUUCGGCUCCUUUACGGUUCCGUGUCGUGGCAACUGUGGCCAUUGGUAUUGCGGAAGUUGCAUCUUGCAGUACUGGAACUAUGCUGCGGUAUCAAGGCCUUGCAAGUGUCCUAUGUGUGUUCGUCACAUCACUAAGCUGUCACCGGAAGCGUCCUUGCAACAGCGAGAAGAGCCAGAGGUGAAGGAGGUUCUUGCUAAGAUCCGUAGGUAUAACCGUCUCUUUGUUGGUGGGUUAACUGGCUUUGUUCAGAGGGUGCAGGAGAUGCCUUUGCUAAUGAAGAGAAUGGUGUGGUACCUUAUGGAUCCAGAUAACAACCUGUGUUUUAACCAAAUUCGCCUCUUUGCAAUGUUUAUGAGUAGCCUCUACACUGCCUCCGAGUUUGAUUUCAUCCCAACGGGAGGGUUCAGAAUAGUGACGGUGUUCGAAUACGGUGCGAUAGUAAUGAUCCUGAUUCUGCGCUUGGUGGGGAUAUAUAGGAGGAGACGGCUUGCUCAGCGUGUUAGGCAUGUUGCAGCUGCAGAAGUUGAACCAGAAUAGAGAGAACAAACUAUUAACAUGUGAAGAAAAAGAAUCAAAACGUUUGUUCAUCGUGUAUAGGUUUGGUUAGAUGUUCAUAGAAAAACCAUUAGUCUUGUGCAGUUUUACUGUCCAUAACCAAUCAUACUACUAUCGAACAAUUCAGAAAAUAAUAACAGUAGCAGUUUCGC